GUCAGAGGCGGGCGCGGCACUUGAAGAAGGGACGGGAGGCGGCGGCAGAGAAGCGGUCAUGGAGUUAGCCCAGCAAGCGCGGGAACUGGGAUGCUGGGCGGCGGAAGAGAUGGAGGCGCCCGUGGCUGCCCGGGCCCCGGAGUCGACGCUGCGCAGGCUGUGUCUGGGCCAGGGGGCCGACAUCUGGGCCUACAUCUUGCGGCAUGUGCACAGCCAGAGGAAUGUUAAGAAGAUCCGGGGAAAUCUGCUCUGGUAUGGCCACCAGGACAGUCCAGAGGCCCGUCGGAAGUUGGAGCUGGAAGCCACUGUUGCCCGCCUGCGGGCCGAGAUCCUGGAGUUAGACCAGAACCUGGAGCUGAUGGAGCGAGAGACUGAGGCUCAGGGUGACCCAUGGGGCUGGACAGAUGGGCAGCAGAAUGGGGUUAGGGAAAGUACUGAUGGCCACCCCGUUUCUCUCACAGACAUGGCCAUGGAGCAGGCCCUACAGAGCAUGCAAGACACCCAGCGUCGUGCUCUCCUCCUCCGGGCCCAAGCCGGGGCCAUGCGAAGACAGCAGCGUGGGCUCCAAGAUCCCAUGCAGCGGCUGCAGAAUCAGCUCAAGCGCUUGCAGGACAUAGAAAGGAAAGCCAAUGUGGAUAUAAACUUUGGACCCUUGACAUCAGCAGCCCUGGGACUGGAACCUGUGGUCCUGAGCGAUGUCCGAACAGCCUGCAGCCUCCGGACCCAGUUCCUGCAGAAGCUCCUGAUUCCUCAGGCCAAGGGAGGCAGCAUUCCAACCUCUCAAGAUGACUACUUUGGAACUUCCUACCAGCAGUGGCUUAGCUCAGUGGAGACACUGCUGACAAACCACCCUCCAGGCCACGUCCUGGCUGCCUUGGAGCAUCUGGCUGCAGAGCGGGAGGCAGAGAUCCAGUCCCUGUGCAGUCUGGAUGGGCUCCAAGAUACAGAGAUAGUCAGGUCCCAGGCACCAGACCAGUCCAACUCCGGCCAGGCCCUGCCGUCCAUGGUGCAUCUCAUCCAGGAGGGCUGGCGGUCUGUGGGUGUGCUGGUCACUCAGCGGGGCCCCCUCCUGAAGGAGCAUCAGAUCCUGACCCAGCGCCUCCAGGGCCUGAUGGAGGAGGUGGAGAGAUGUACCCUGGGAUCCAGCGAGAGGCAGGCAUUGGUGCUGGGGCUCCGGGGCUGUGCCCUGCUGGCAGAACUCAAGGCCCUGCGUGCCAUGAGCCAGGAGCUGGAGGAGUCUGCUGGGCGGCGGCAGCUUCUGCUCCAGGAACUACAGGCCAAACAGCAACGAAUUCUGCACUGGCGCCAAUUGGUGGAGGAGACACAGGAACAGGUCCGCCUGCUCAUCAAGGGCAACUCAGCCAGCAAGACGCGCCUGUGCCAGAGCCCUGGGGAGGUGCUAGCUUUGGUUCAGCGAAAAGUGGUCCCCACAUCUGAGGCAGUGGCACCACAGAGCCGGGAGCUGCUUCGGUGUCUGGAGGAGGAAGCCCAGCAUCUGCCCCACCUCCUGCUGGGCACCCUGCUACGGCACAGCCCUGGAGGGUUGCAGCCCCUCCCUACGGUCCUGCCUUCCAUUCACCAGCUGCAUCCUGCAUCCCCACGAGGCCCCAGCCUCAUAGCACUGAGCCACACGCUAGGGCUGCCCGCAGGGAAGGCUCCAGAGCUGCUCCUCCCAAAGGCUGCCUCUCUCCGCCAGGACCUCCUGUUCCUCCAGGACCAGCGAAGUCUCCGAUGCUGGUAUCUGCUCCACAUGAAGACCAGCCUGCCGCCAGGACCAUCCACCCAGGGUGGGAGCAGCCGGGACAAGCCGCCCUCUCCGGGGAGCUCUGCCAAGGCCUGUCCCUGCCCCAGUGGCAGCUGCGCUGGGUCCAGGCCCAAGGCGCCCUGCAGCAGCUGUGCAGAUGAAGAGGUGGCUCACAAAGAAGUCAAGAGCUUCGCGUUUGUUCACCCCACUUCACUUCCCUUAGUAAGACUUCUGGAAGAAAGCAUUGCCUGGAUGUGUCAGCCCAUCGUCUCUACCCACACUUGCUGUCCCACUUCACAGGCUGUUCUGUUGUGCCUCUCAAUUGCCUUGCCCCUUUCCUAUCCCACUAAAGCCAAGAGAACAGGGUACUGUGGACCCCACCCUACCUGAAACUCAUCAUCACUUUUACCCUCAGCAAAAAGUAAUCAAGCACCUGUUCUAAACACUGAGGAUCCAGCACUGAAAAAAAUGGACAGAAGUCCCAGCCUUCAGGGAGUUGUCGCUCUAGGACAGGAGAACAGACCGCUGACAAAAUAAGUGAGCAAAAUAUUUAGUAUGUGGAAGAACUGCUAUGGAAAAAAAGGGGUUGUAGAGGUGCGAUUUUUAAACAGAGGGCUACAAAGCAAAGGUGACGCUCUGUAAAGGUAGUGAGAAGGAAGCACACGGGUAUUGGGAGGGCUUGCAGAGGGGAAGACUACAGCACGUGCAAAGGCCGUGUUGUGAGUUCAAAUGUGUUGGUGUGAGGGCUGAGGAAGCAGUUAGCUGGUGGAAGAGGGGAACGUUUAAGAGAUGAGAUUGCCUUCUAGUUUUUAUACAGUUUCUCUUAUAAAUGUAAAAGUUAAAUCUCCGAGCCAUUUGGAAUUUAUCCAAAUCGAUUCAGUUUUGUCUUAUUUUAAAUAUAUCUCACUAGCACUUACUAAAAUUCUCAUUCAGAGCUGUGGUUGCCUCUGAAGGAGGGGUGGGUGGCAGGGAUCAACCAAGGAGAAGACAAAACUUUCUAGAGUUGGAAAUAUAUUGGAUAUUGAAGGUGGUGGGGAUUACACGGGUAUAUAGAUUUGUCAGAACUAAUCUAGCUUCACUGAUUAGAUCAAUGCAUUUCACUGUGAAUUAUCUUCAAUUGAUACAGUAAAACUUUACCUACCUAAACUUUAUAAAGUAGUUUUAGGUGAUUUGAGAGGCCACCUUUUCAUACACUAAAUUUCCAUGGUUAACUGGGGUGUAUGUGGGUUCUCUCCAAGCCCAUUGCCUGACUCUUAUGUGCCACCCCACAGUGUACAGUUAUCAAGGCUGUGUAAUUACGUCUUAGUACCUGAAAGGGCUGAUUGCCAUCUUGCUCUUAUUUUUCAGUGUGCCCCUGUUCUUGCUGUGUUUUUCUCUCAAAUGAAAUGAACUUUAUACCCACUUUGCCUGGCUACAGAAGAAAUACAAACAUAGAUGGGAGUUUUAUUGGGGUGGCAGUUAGGUCACAAGUUAGGGAUACUUGACAUCUUUGAGAUUUUAAACCUGGUUUUCCACCUUCCUUCCCAUAACUCCUCUCUUGGCCUCCACAGCGCCCUCACUCUCCCGAUUCUCCUCCUAUCCCUGGCGACUCUUUCCCAGUCUUUAUGCGUUUGCCUUCCUAUGUGUCUCCUUAAUGUCCCCCCUGCUUUUCCUUCUCUUCAUCUCAGCUCCCAGCCCCCUGCCUACUGAACAUGGGCGUCCUUAUCCCCAUCCUUGCUUAAUUUUUCUCCUAACACACAUCUUCUAACAUACACUGUUUUACUUUAUCUUUUAUUGCCCUCCUCAAACAAAAUGUGAGCUCCAUGAAGGUGAAUUCCUCUAUAAACUAGAGAUUGAACAAACUUCCCUAAAUAUGAUUUGAAAUCCAGAUGCAUAAGGGGAAAUACUGACCAAAAAAAAAAAGCUUUUACAUGGUUAAAAAAAAAAAAAGGCACAGUAAGAAGAAAUGACAAAUUGGGGGGAGAUAUUUGCAGUUUAUACCAUAAAAGGGUGUGUGUGUAGUGUCACAGUGGAAAAGAAAAAUUCCAAGUCCAUAGAAAAAUGGGCAAAAUAUAUGAAUGGGCGAUUUCCAGAAAAUAUGCUCAAACUCAAUAAGAGAAAAGCAAAUUAAUACCCCACUUUGAUACAUUUCCACCUAUCAUACUGGGAAAGAGGAAACCCAUAAUUUUGGCAGCUCCCCCUGGCGGCAAGGCUGUGGGAACAGCACUCUGAUACAUCAGUGGAUGUGCAAUAUGGAACACCUGUGGGAUAAUCUCCAGCAAAACUCAGCAUUUAUUCCUUGCCCGAACAAUGCUACUUAUAGGAAUCUACCCCACAGACAUACUGGGUGAAAUAAAAGUUGUGGGACCUUGCACAAAACAACUAAAUCAUAUUCUUCAGAAGGUCAAUGGGGGUACAGUAGGGACUAUUUUAGAUUAAAAGAGACAUGACAACUAAAUGCAGUGCAAAAUCUUGAUUGAAUCACAGUUGGGGGGGCAGUUAAGUUUUUCUUAAGUGUUUGAGAUUGAAAGUACAUUUUUGAGUCAACUGGGGAAAUUUGAAUAUGGGAAAUCGGUAUGGUUAGGUGGAAGAAUGUUCUUAGAGAAUGUGUGUUGAAGUAUUACGGAUGACGUCUGCAGCUUACUUUCAAAUAGUCUUAUUGUUCAUAAUAAUACUGAUUUUUUUUUUUUGUAAAAUAUAUAGUUUAAAAUUUUGAGACCCAACAUCAUAUAUUUUGAAAUUAUAAGACUAAAGCAAAUAAGUAGCUAUGCUAAUGUUACUGGGGACUAAGUUUUUAAUGCCAAUGAAAAGAGAUACAAAUAUAAGAUCAAACAAGUAACACCCUGUAAUCUUUCAUUUGAACUAGAAAUAUCAGAAUGAACUCAUGGGGUUUUCCCU
Molecule: messenger RNA, 4621 nt
Organism: Hippopotamus amphibius kiboko
Lineage: Eukaryota; Metazoa; Chordata; Mammalia; Artiodactyla; Hippopotamidae
Gene: HAUS5
Product: HAUS augmin like complex subunit 5
Exons: 17
Coding region: 59-2134 (691 amino acids)
Biological process (GO): spindle assembly; centrosome cycle
Cellular component (GO): centrosome; HAUS complex
Source: RefSeq, a predicted model, not a curated record